Messenger RNA from Medicago truncatula (barrel medic), 1337 nucleotides. Its product is annotated as 1-aminocyclopropane-1-carboxylate oxidase. The transcript has 4 exons. The record is from RefSeq and is a predicted model, not a curated record. The coding region runs from base 91 to 1044 and encodes 317 amino acids. NCBI's taxonomy places the organism in Eukaryota, Viridiplantae, Streptophyta, Magnoliopsida, Fabales, Fabaceae.
ACUCCUCACAGCAUAUACUCUCAUUCACAUAUAGCUGAAUAUUGAAGUGAGAGAAAAGAAAGAAACAAAGAAAGUUAAAAAAGAAGCAAAAUGGAAAACUUUCCAGUUGUUGACAUGGGGAAGCUUAACACAGAAGAGAGAAAAGCUACCAUGGAGAUGAUCAAAGAUGCUUGUGAGAACUGGGGCUUCUUUGAGUGUGUGAACCAUAGUAUAUCUAUUGAGUUGAUGGACAAAGUGGAGAAGCUCACAAAAGAACACUACAAGAAGUGUAUGGAACAAAGGUUCAAAGAAAUGGUAGCAAGCAAAGGUUUGGAGUGUGUUCAGUCAGAAAUAAAUGAUUUGGAUUGGGAAAGCACUUUCUUUUUGCGCCAUCUUCCUUCUUCUAAUAUUUCAGAGAUCCCAGAUCUUGAUGAAGAUUACAGGAAGACAAUGAAGGAAUUUGCAGAGAAAUUGGAGAAACUGGCAGAGGAACUUCUUGACUUAUUGUGUGAGAAUCUUGGACUUGAGAAAGGGUACUUGAAGAAAGUGUUUUAUGGAUCAAAGGGUCCAAAUUUUGGUACAAAAGUUAGUAACUACCCUCCUUGUCCUAAGCCUGAUCUCAUCAAGGGACUUAGAGCACACACAGAUGCUGGUGGCAUCAUCCUUCUCUUCCAAGAUGACAAAGUCAGUGGACUUCAGCUUCUCAAAGAUGACCAAUGGAUUGAUGUCCCUCCAAUGCCUCACUCUAUUGUCAUCAACCUUGGUGACCAACUUGAGGUGAUAACAAAUGGGAAGUACAAGAGUGUGAUGCACAGAGUAAUUGCUCAAACAGAUGGUGCUAGAAUGUCCAUAGCUUCAUUCUACAAUCCAGGGAAUGAUGCUGUAAUCUCACCAGCUUCAACCUUAUUGAAGGAAGAUGAAACAAGUGAAAUUUAUCCAAAAUUUAUCUUUGAUGAUUACAUGAAACUCUAUAUGGGACUCAAAUUCCAAGCUAAAGAGCCUAGAUUUGAAGCUAUGAUGAAAGCCAUGUCAAGUGUUGAAGUGGGACCCGUAGUAACCAUAUAAAAAAAAAUGCAUAUUAUUAGAUUGAUUAUGUGUGGUUUUGUUAAUAAGCUGAGAUUAUUAAGCGAUUUAGUCUUUGGUGUUUAUUUAUUAUAUAUAAUUGGUAUGGGAGGUUAAGAUCGAAAAUGUUAUUAAAGUUUUAUAAUAAACUAUGAUUAGUUCGAUCUUAGAUUGUGUGUAAUCACCGAUCAGUGAUGAUUAACUGAUUAAGUAUAUGUAAUGUGAUGCAGUGAUGUAGUAGUACUGUUUUUUUUAAAGCAAAACAAGGUGCUGUCUCAUGAUUCUUCUUUGGCUUA